AUGGCUCUCGAUCUACUAUCGUCGCUCAUCUCUCUCCUCACCACGUAUCUCGGUCGGGUGUGCGACGACUCGUUAAAGGACCAUUUCGUUACAGUGUACGCUCUCCUGGACGAGGCGUUUAUAGGGGGGAUGCCUUUAACUUCAGAGCCUGCAAUUCUCAAGGAGCUAGUCCCGCCGCCCUCUCUGCUCACCAAGGUGGUAGACACAAUUACCGGGGGCGUGGGGGGAGCAUCAGCCACAGCCACCGCUGCCACAGCAGCAGCCAACAUGCCAGCCCAGCUAGGCCGCUUCUUUGGCGCUGCUGGCGCUGCUGUUGCCAACUCAGUUGCCCAGUCCUUCACCGGUCGCCCGGGGGGGGAAGGCAGCUGGGGAGGAGGCAGGGGAGGGGGCGGGGGAGGGGGAGGCGGAGGGAUCGGCGGAAGGGGAGGCGGAGGGGGGGCAGGUCCCUCUGGUAUGGGCGGUAUGGCCGGUGCUGGUAGUGCUGGUGCAGCAGCUGCUGCUGCUGCUGCUGCCGGUGCUGGUAGUGCUGGUGCCACGGACGAGCUGCAGAUAGAGCUACGGGAGCAGGCUAGGUGUCACCGCCGCACCGUGAGUGACCGACCGCAUGUGCAGCAGUGUUGUCACGCCUCCGAACAGUACAGUCUCAAGGGAUUGGUUGGAGUGGCUGGAUGUCACCGUCUCAAGUACUUGCAGAACGAACUGCAAAUAGAGCUUCGGGAGCAGCUGGACGUCACUGUCGCACCAACCGCGAUAGAGCUGCGAGAGCAGCUGGGUGUCACUGUGACACCAUCGGGAUUGGUGGAGCGGUGCGAUGUGUACGGGGAGGCGCACGCCACGUGUCGCAUGUCGGGGAUGCCAGAUGUCGCGCUGUCAUUCGUCGACGCGCGUGUGUUCUCAGACAUUGCCUUCCAUCCCAGUGUGCGCUACCGGGAGUGGGAUUCAGACCGUGUCGUGGCCCUCACCCCUCCUGAUGGAAACUUCAAGCUCCUCUCUUACAGGGUUCGCAGCAUACCGUGUGUACCUGUCUACGUCAAGCCGCAGAUAGCAUUCGUGCAGGACAGUGGGCGGGUGAACGUGAUGGUGGGGGUGAAGCACGACCCGGGCAAGCCUGUGGAGGGGCUAGUGCUGCUGCUGCCGCUGCCCAUGCAAGUCGCUUCCUGCGAUCUGCAGGCCAAUGUGGGGACCGUGGCGUUUGACACAGUCACCAAGCUCUGCACGUGGUCGAUCGGUCGGAUGCCCCGAGACAAGAACCCCUGUCUCUCUGGCGGGCUCCGCCUCUCCUCCCCGCUCCCCCGCCCGCACGUGCACCCGGUGCUGCUGGCGCAGUUCAGAAUCAUGGGGGCGGCGCUGUCAGGGGUGCGGAUCGAGUCUGUGGUGGUGAGAGGGGAGGAGAACCGGCGGCCACACACGGCGUUCCGAUCCGCCACCGUUGCCGGGUGCUUCCAGGGCUUCAAAGGGGCUGGAAUAGAGAGAGCAGGAGUUGAGCGAGCAGGAGUUGAGGGGAGAGCUCGAGAGGGCCUCUGGUGCGGGACUGCUGACACAGUUCAGAAUCAUGGGGGCGGCGCUGUCGGGCGUGCGGAUAGAGUCGGUGGUGGUGAGAGGGGAGGAGAAUCGCCGCCCGCACACGGCGUUCCGAUCCGCCACCGUUGCCGGGUGCUUCCAGGUCAGGACUUAAAGCGGGGAGGAGUUGAGCAGAGGGACGGAGAGGGCACGCUGGCAGUACCACAUGUGGUGACUCGAUCCCAAGUCAGGACUGAAAGGGAGGCAGUUGGGAGAGGGGUUGAGUUGAGAGGAGAACUCGAGAGGGCGCCUGGUGUGGGGGGUUGCUUCUGGCGCAGUAUCGAAUCAAAGGGACAGCGCUGUUUGGGGGUGGUGAGAGGGGAGGAGAACCGGCACUCGCACACGGCGUUCCGAUCCGCCACCAGUGCCGGGUGGUUCCCGGUCAGGACUUAG
Messenger RNA from Closterium sp. Naga37s-1, 1953 nucleotides. The record is from the annotation of a GenBank genome assembly. NCBI's taxonomy places the organism in Eukaryota, Viridiplantae, Streptophyta, Zygnematophyceae, Desmidiales, Closteriaceae.